Molecule: messenger RNA, 2337 nt
Organism: Mercurialis annua (annual mercury)
Lineage: Eukaryota; Viridiplantae; Streptophyta; Magnoliopsida; Malpighiales; Euphorbiaceae
Exons: 3
Coding region: 1-2337 (778 amino acids)
Source: RefSeq, a predicted model, not a curated record
AUGGAAUGCUCCAUGAUAGCAAAUGAAUUGAUUCAUAAUGCUACUCGAAGGAAAGAUAAGUUGCUUAUCUUAAAGCUUGAUUUUCAUAAAGCUUUUGACUGUAUUGACUGGAGCUAUCUUUUGUCAGUGCUGCGCUGUAUGGGUUUUCCUAAGAAGUGGAAUGAUUGGAUUUCAUGCUGUCUCUCUUCGGCAAGUACUUCGGUCCUGGUGAAUGGUAGUCCGGUUGAUCCCUUCAAGUUGGAGCGAGGUGUUCGUCAGGGGGAUCCUAUUUCUCCAUACUUAUUUGUUAUAGCUGUGGAAGGUCUGAGAUGUUUAUUGAGAAAAGCAGAAUUAAUGGGAUUUUUUUCGGGUUAUGCCUUUGACCCAAAUUCAGAUACUUUAUCUCUGCUUCAGUUCGCGGAUGACACCUUGAUCUACUUGCCUUAUGAUUUAUCUCACCUGCAAAAUCUGACUCGGAUUCUUCGUUGCUUUGAACUUAUUUCGGGUUUAAAGAUAAAUUUCCAUAAGAGCUCAAUUCUGGGAGUUAAUGUGCUUGACAAUGAUUUACUUUUAGCUUCACAGAUUGUUGGCUGCAGGGUUGGAUCUUUUCCAAUUAAAUAUCUAGGCUUACCUUUGGCAAGACGCUGUUUGCAAAAAGGAAACUGGGAUCAUUUAUAUGCUUCACAUUCUGGGCCUCAUGAAUGUAUUCUCCCAUACAUUGCGCUCAACUUGGACCAACAAUUGGUAUCAAAGCCCGGUUCGGCUGGGUGGAACUUGGGUUUUGGGUUUAAUGUGGUGUCCGGCCCACGGUUAUAUGCUUCACAUUCUGGGCCUCAUGAAUGUAUUCUCCCAUACAUUGCGCUCAACUUGGACCAACAAGCUUUAUGGAAAGGCUCCCUUUUGUCUCCUGCAGGGAGGUUAGUGCUCCUGAAAUCUGUGUUGUUUAGUGUGCCGGUUUACUACAUGUCUGUUUUUCGUAUGCCUACUUCUAUACAAAAUAUUAUGGAGUCUCGUAUGAAGCGUUUUCUAUGGAAGGGUGAUGUAUCAUCUCGGGCUUUAUGUAAAAUUUCUUGGAAGGUGAUUUGUCAAGAUUUUGAGAUGGGUGGUCUGGGUAUUGUUAACCUUCAAACCCGCAAUCAAAGUUUGCUAUUUAAAUGGAUUUGGAAAUUGAGAUUUUCUGAUUCAAACUCCCUUUGGUUUCGGGUCACAUCGAAGUGUUCAGGAUUUUCGAAUUGGAGCUCUCUCUCUUUCGGAGAUGGAAAAUAUCUCUCUUUUAUUUGGAAAGGUGUUAAAAAAGUUUGCUGCGGUGAUAGUUUCAUUUGGAAUGUGUUUAUUAAAAACACUAGCUUCAAGAUAGGAGACGGAGAUUUGAUUGCUUUGUGGAAUGAUAAUUGGAUGGGAUCGGACUCGGCUCUCUCCCUUUUUCCGACUCUAUUUAAUUUAUCAAACCAAAAAAAUGUUAAUCUUAAGCAAAUUUUGAGAGAUGGAUGGAGAUGGCGUCGUAGAUUAAGAUGUGGUGAAAAGGUGGUGUUCAAUGUUUUAUUGGCAAAAUUUAAUUCACUGAUUUUUGCUGACGGAAUGGAUGAUACUUUGAGUUGGAAUUCGCCUUCGAAAGUGUAUUCUGCUGCGUCCUUUACUCGUGCAAUUGCUGCUGCUCGGCGUUCUGUUCAGCAGGUGGAGAGCAGCCCGGUUCAGCAGGUAACAGGUGUUCUGGACGGGCAGUUUCGGCAGCAGGUUUCACGUCCGGUAACAGCAGCAGCGAGGGGGCAGUUUCUGGGUUCAGCAGCUGCGGGUUCAGAAAAUGAGGAGCUGCAACUUUCAAACUCUUUGAUGUCUAAAGGUAUGUUUUCUAAGCUUUGGAAAUCUUUAGCUCCUCCAAGGGUUAAAUUCUUUUUAUGGACGGCAUUGCAUGGGAGAGUUCCGUCUAAAGAAUUUUUGGUUAUCCGUGGCAUUAUGGGUGUGGAUAAUGCAAGUUGUUGUUUUUGUAGUUCUUUAGAAUCGCAGGACCAUCUUCUUAUGCAUUGUGUUUUUGCUCGCUUGGUCUGGAAUGGUAUUCUUGGCAAGAUUGGAGUUUCAUGGGUUAUGCCAAAUUCGUUGGAUGAUUUUUAUCGUGUUUGGCUAAACAUUCUACCAAGGAAUAGCUAUGCCAAGCUUUGGGAAUUGCUGUGGAUUGUAAUAGUCUGGGAGAUUUGGAAUUGCAGAAACAAGAGAAUUUUUCAACAAAAGAUAAUGAAGGUGGAUGAUAUUAUCUUGAGUGGUUUUCAUAAAGCGGUCUUUUAUUUUGUUAGUUGUAAUGCUAGUUUUCCUUACUCGGGUAUGGACUUUUUUAGAAGUCCCGAUUGUAUCUUAUUUGGAUGA